AAGCCCUAUGGGCCACAGAGGCGCUAGCAAAAUCACGGAGCUGGGACCUUACCACCUCUCUCUCUCUCUCUCUCUUUCUCUGGCCGUCAGCGGACUCCUUUCUCUGCACACGUCUUUCCCUGAAAUGUGUGUGUGCACGACAGAGAGAGCAGGAAUAAAGUGUGUGUGUGCGUGUGAGGGUGCAUGUCCGGAGCAAGUAAAGGCAGGGGGAUUAUUCGGCGCUAUCGAAAUAUUUCAACACGUCGCCCUCGCUGCAGGACUGAAGCCAAUAAGAAGGAACGCAUUUUAACAGGAAUGCCGAUAUUGUAAACAGCAGCAGAAGAGAAAGAAUGCGCCGCAGUCAAUUAAGUGACUCACCCGAGUUGCUUUAAUUCGACUAAUGUCCGCGAGCCAGCGAGACGCAGAGAGGUGUCCGAUGCGCGUCAGUCUCUGAAGUAAAUCGCUCUCGCAGCACUUGUGAAGAAUCAUGGAGAACUUUUUUGACAUUUCUCUUUGCUGACUUUUGAUACAAAUUCAACAAACGACUGUAAAGAUUUCCCACAGCUUGUGAAAAUACUUGGAAUCUUAUUUCAGCAGCUUUAAGGAGGAAUUUCCAAAGCGUUUCAACUUUGUUUUUCCUCUUUUUUUUUUUAUUGUUUGCUCCUUUUGAGCGCAGACUUCUCUGACGCUAGAAACACUCUCUCCAAAUCAAACCAGUCGCCUCCAUUCGUAUCCAGCUCUUGGAUGAACUUCCUGAUGAGAGAUCCAGUCAUACAGGGAUCAAGUAUGGCAUAUCAUCCGUUUAUACCUCACCGGGGUCCGGAAUUUGCCAUGAGUGCAAUGCUGGGGCACCAGCCUCCGUUCUUCCCGGCCCUGGCUCUGCCUCACGGCGGUUCGCUCUCUCUGCCGGGCGCGCUGGGGAAGCCGAUCAUGGACCAGCUGAUGGGAGCCACGGAGACCGGCCUCCACUUCUCCUCGCUGGGGCACCAGGCUGCUGCCGCCCACCUCAGGCCUCUGAAGACCUUGGAGCCUGAGGAGGAGGUGGAGGACGACCCCAAAGUUCACCUGGAAGCCAAGGAGCUCUGGGAACUGUUCCACAAGAGGGGCACUGAGAUGGUGAUCACCAAAUCCGGAAGACGGAUGUUCCCCCCCUUUAAAGUAAGGUGCACCGGUCUGGACAAAAAGGCCAAAUACAUUCUCUUGAUGGAUAUUGUUGCAGCCGACGACUGCAGGUACAAGUUCCACAACUCGCGCUGGAUGGUGGCCGGGAAGGCCGACCCCGAAAUGCCAAAGAGGAUGUACAUUCACCCGGACAGUCCGGCUACCGGCGAACAGUGGAUGUCAAAAGUCGUCAAUUUCCAUAAACUCAAGCUGACGAACAACAUCUCCGACAAGCAUGGAUUUGUAAGUUCAACUAAUACCAUACUAAACUCCAUGCACAAAUAUCAGCCUCGCUUUCACAUCGUGAGGGCCAACGAUAUCCUCAAACUCCCCUACAGCACCUUCAGGACUUACGUUUUCCCUGAAACGGAUUUCAUAGCCGUGACUGCUUAUCAGAAUGACAAGAUAACACAGCUGAAAAUUGACCACAAUCCAUUCGCCAAAGGAUUCCGUGACACUGGCAAUGGGAGACGGGAAAAGAGGAAACAGCUGGCUCUGCAGUCCAUUCGUUCAUACGAGGAGCAGCAGAAAAAGGAGAACGGCGCUUCAGACGACUCCUCUGGAGAGCAGGCUCCCUUUAAGUGCUUCGGCCAGGCCUCGUCCCCUGCCGUGUCUACUGUGGGCCCCCCACACCUUAAAGAUUUCUGUGACAGCGACGAGGACAGCGACGAUGAGAGCAAAGAUGGACAACUCAAAGAUGGUCCGGACUCCAGCAAGAUUUCCACGACCACGGAAGACGGGAAGGACCACGAGGCGAGCCCAGUUAAGGGGCAUGCCUUCGGCAACAGUGACAGUACCAGCAGGAGCAGGGACAGCAGCGCGAGGACUGAGAAAAGCCAGGCGGACUCGCGGCAGAGCCCCAUUACGCUCAUCUCAAGCACCACGCGCUCUGGAGAUGAGCUGAAGAGCCCGAGCCUGGAGCAGCCCAAAGCGGACGAUUGCAGGCCGAUAAGCAAAGACAGUUUCAUUCCUUUAUCUGUGCAGACUGAAAGCGCGCACAUAGGCCACGGACACUUGCAUAAUUUUGGAUUUCCAACGGGCCUCACAGGACAGCAGUUUUUCAAUCACCUUGGGGGCGCGCACCCGUUUCUCUUGCACCCAAGUCAGUUCAACAUGGGAGGUGCGUUCUCAAACAUGGCUGCGGGCAUGGGGCCACUACUGGCAGCUGUUUCCACGGGAGGGGUGAGCACCAUGGACACGACCAGCAUGGCAUCAUCCCCGCAAAGCUUGGCGGGAGCGCCGGGCCUGCCCUUUCAUCUGCAGCAACAUGUCUUGGCAUCACAGGGCCUUGCCAUGUCUCCGUUCGGCAGUCUGUUCCCCUACCCUUACACGUACAUGGCAGCAGCUGCAGCCGCUUCCUCCGCAGCCUCCUCUUCGGUGCACCGGCACCCCUUCCUUAACGCAGUGCGACCCCGACUCAGGUACAGCCCUUACUCCCUCCCCAUGACGGUACCGGACAGCACCCUGCUCACCAUGGUCGGCAGUGGGGUUGAUCUAAAGGGGGACGGAAUAGUCCCCGCGAGCCCCGUGUCCGGUGUCACCCUGGAUUCCACGUCGGAGGUGACCAGUCACUCGUCGACUAUUUCCUCCGGCUCCCUUUCAUUGUCCCCAAAAACUUGCACCACGGAGAAGGACGCCGCCAACGAGCUGCAGAGCAUACAACGCCUGGUCAGUGGACUGGACUCGAACCAGGACAGGCCACGGAGCGGGUCCCCCUAGGCUUUUCUUCUUUUUUUUUCUUUCCUUUUUUUUUUUGUGAACGCACCACCUUCUUGUUUCGUUGUUGUCAUGAAAAGUGAAAAGUGUUGACGGUGAUGAAGACAAACAUUAGGAGGACUCCCUCGUAGAUUCAUGCAGCUUUUAAAGAGGAAAAAAAAUAGAAAAAGAUGAACUGUUCGACGUUUUAGUUUCUGAAAUGCACUUUGGUUAAUACACAUCUGAUAUGUAUAUUUUUUAUUUGAUUUUGUUAAAUUAAACAACACUUUUAUCCUGUCAUUUGAAUACCGUACAAGUAUUGAAACUAAAAAGUUGGCAUGGGUGUGACUUAAGAGAUUUUUAGGAGAAGUUGCUGCUGUGUCCUAUCUCCUAAAACUUUCAUUGUACAUGGGGAGAAAUGUGGUUUAAUAUGCACUCUAAAUUAAUAGGACUUCUUUGAAUUCACUACCAUUGAACCUACCUUGGAAAGACUGCUGUAUUUUGUUAACUCAUUCUUUGAUUGGCCAAAAGAUGCAUGCCCCCUAAAACCCCAACGAAUGUUGUUUUAUCACUAAAAACUGACACGAAAAGUAUGAAAAAUAUUCUCUCUUUUCCUUUAAAAAUUUUUCUCCUUUACGUUUAAAAAGUUCUUAACAUGAACAUGUUUUACUUCAUGCCUUUUUCAAAUCAGAAUAUAGGCCUGGUGCUGCGUUAAAAAAGAAAGAAACUUUGGCCCAAGCAUGCGCAAUUCAGCCCAAAUGUCCAGCAGGCAAAGGGAAGCAGAAAUUUAAAUACUGGAAAUAAUGAAUGGUAGUAUUGAAUAAAAGGUGUACAUAGGGAUAUAUACAAUAUUUAUGUAAUUAUUUCAUAUUGUAAUUGCGUGUAAAUACAACGGAGUAGUUUGUUUUUAGGGAUUUGUUCUAAUUUAUUGUCGAUAUACCUGUGUAAAGAUAGUUUGUGGGAUAUUAUCCUUUUGUUGCCAUCUACAUUACCCCCCACCCCCCUCCCCCACCCCUAAAAUAUGGACUUUAUUCCUCCACCCAAAUAUCCACUGAGCUAGUUAUUCACACUCAUGUGCCAUUGUAUUUUUUUAUUUUCAUUGUCCCCGUGUGAAGUGCUACUGUUUCAAAACGAAUGACAAAGCGACAACGCACUGCACCAAUGGCUUGAGAUUUUUUUUUUUUUUUUUUUUUUUGGACAAAAGAAAACAGAAGUGUUGUUUAAGUGUGAAAAAAAGUGGACUUUUUUUUUCUGUUAAAAUAUUUUCGCGUUAAAGUGCCGCAUUAUCGAAAAGAUGAAGGUUUCUUUUUUUUUGUUUUCCUUAAGUUGUCAAUGAGUUCUGUUGUAUUGGAGUUAUGUCUAGUUUACGACAUCGACAUCGUGUUCUUGAAAGUUUCAAUAAAAUAUUUAAAUGCC
Messenger RNA from Labrus mixtus (cuckoo wrasse), 4251 nucleotides. It is a transcript of the gene tbx3a, whose product is annotated as T-box transcription factor 3a. The transcript has 7 exons. Gene Ontology annotation, biological process: central nervous system development; positive regulation of DNA-templated transcription; positive regulation of cell population proliferation. Gene Ontology annotation, molecular function: RNA polymerase II cis-regulatory region sequence-specific DNA binding; DNA-binding transcription factor activity, RNA polymerase II-specific. NCBI's taxonomy places the organism in Eukaryota, Metazoa, Chordata, Actinopteri, Labriformes, Labridae. The coding region runs from base 724 to 2859 and encodes 711 amino acids. The record is from RefSeq and is a predicted model, not a curated record. Gene Ontology annotation, cellular component: nucleus.